AUGGAAGGUGAUAACUUGUCCAAAGAACAUAAGCCCAAAUUCCUUCACGAUGAGUUGCCCAAAGAACUUCAGGAAUUCUUAUCAACCUUACCAAUAGAAAAGGGAUGGCCAGUACCACACUACUACCAGUACCAAGGCGUGUGGUACAAUCCUAUUAUUCUUGAAGCAACUUUAACGUGUCAAAAGCACUUCCAAGCCAAUGACACUGAUAUUCUCCUUGUUUCCAUUCCAAAAGCAGGCACCACUUGGCUCAAGUCUUUGGCAUUUGCCUUACUUAACCGAGAGAGAUACCCUAAUAUCCAAACUCAUCCUUUGGUCACUAACAACCCUCAUGCUCUUGUCCCUUUCUUGGAGCUUGACCUUUACUCAGACCAACACUUUCUUCCUAAACUUCAGGCCUUAUCCUCUCCACGGCUCUUGUCUACACAUUUGCCUUAUAUCUCAUUGCCAACAUCUGUGAAGGAGUCCACUUGUAAGAUAAUUUAUGUCAGUAGAAAUCCUAAAGACACUUUCAUUUCAUACUGGCAUUUUGCAAACAAAAUGGUACAAAAAACGAAAGAACCCAUUUCACUUGAAGAGGCUUUUCAGUUGUUUUGCAGAGGAGUGAGUCCCUAUGGUCCAUUUUGCGAACACGUAUUGGCCUAUUGGAAGGCAAGUUUGGAGAGGCCAGAAAAAGUGUUGUUUUUGAGUUUUGAGGACAUGAAAAUGAGGCCAACGUUUUAUCUUAAAGAACUAGCUAAGUUUAUUGAGUGCCCAUUUUCUGAAGAAGAAGAGGCCCAAGGCAUGGUUGAUGACAUUUUGAAGCUGUGCAGUUUUGAUAACAUGAGGAACUUGGAGGCGAAUAAGGUUGGAAAGAUACCUUUGGGUAUGGAAAGCAAUACAUACUUCCGUCGUGGUCAAGUUGGAGACUGGAAAAAUUAUCUCACAGUUGAGAUGGUUGAACAUCUCAAUACUAUUACGGAAAAGAAGCUCGGAGAACACGGGAUUAAAUUUUCAGAUUUUACAGAGUAA
Molecule: messenger RNA, 1011 nt
Organism: Abrus precatorius (Indian licorice)
Lineage: Eukaryota; Viridiplantae; Streptophyta; Magnoliopsida; Fabales; Fabaceae
Product: cytosolic sulfotransferase 5-like
Exons: 1
Coding region: 1-1011 (336 amino acids)
Biological process (GO): sulfation
Cellular component (GO): cytoplasm
Molecular function (GO): sulfotransferase activity
Source: RefSeq, a predicted model, not a curated record